Trichobilharzia szidati is the source of this 2016-nucleotide messenger RNA. Lineage: Eukaryota; Metazoa; Platyhelminthes; Trematoda; Strigeidida; Schistosomatidae. The record is from the annotation of a GenBank genome assembly.
GCAAAAGAGAUGAUGAAUGUUCUAAUCAGCGUAGGUUGCUUAAAGUAGUCUUAGCUUCUCCUGAUGAACGGAAUCAUCUACUGGCUAAUGUACACAACCUCGCCAGGUCAGGAAUUUCAGUCAGACCUGAUUUGUCUCUUGAAGACAGACUUAAACGAAAAGAAGUUUUGUCCCAGCUAGAAACAAGACGUAAAAAUGGUGAGACUAACUUUAACCGGUAGGUUUUCAAAUAGUCAGGCUAUGGAAAUGUAUGCUUCCAAGACCUGUGUGGAUAAGUCAGACCGCAUAGGAAGCCUGAAGGUAGUGUACACUAAUAUACGUAGUAUCGGGAACAAAUUUCACGAGCUAGGUGUAUUGGUGGAAGACAUUAGCCCAGGUAUUGUGUCCAUUACUGAAACAUGGCUGGUUUCUGGAUUAGAUGAGACACCUGAUCUAUGCGGAUUUAGUUGCUUGCGCAGCGACAGGGUUAAGGGUCGUAGAGGUGGCAGGGUUGCUCUGUACAUCAACACUCCCUACAUGUUCGCUCCGUGAAAUCUGAAGCGCAUGACAGUGGGACAAGUGAGGUAAUUAGCUGUGAAGUAAGCUUUGCAACUGGCACUCCACUCAUUGGAGUUCUGUAAAGAAGUCUCUAUUGUCAGUGUGAUGACUUUAUUUUCGAUCACCUCAAACAAUGGAGUAAACACAGUAGCUGUCUUUUUCUAGGUGAUUUUAAUGCACCUCUUAUAGACUGGGUAGCUGUCACAUCUCCAGGAUCCGCUAAUAAGUUUGACAGCCGGUUAUUCUUGACUACCAUGGAAAAUGCCCUGACACAACAUGUCUUAGGUAGUACAAGAUUCGAUUCUACCGAAGGACCUUCCUUGCUGGACUUAGUGCUUACUCAUGACAACGACGACGUGGAUGGUCUAGUUAUUCAUUCAACUCUAGCAAACAGUGAUCAUGGGGUGUUAUAUUUUAACUCAAGGGCUGGCAAUUUAGUCAGUUUUCAACCCAAAUCCCGACCUAGUGUUUGGCAUGCUGACGUAGUCGCUAUAAAGGAGCGUGCUUCAACUGCCGACUGGCCAGUCAAUAUGGUCUCACCCAUUGAAGAUGAAUGGAAUAGAUUUAAGAAUACACUUGAGAGGGUUACCACUGAUUUCAUUCCCUGGAGGGUUCCUAAAAGGCCAACAAAUCGGCCACCACGGAUAAAUAGGCAAGCUAUAACACUCCUAAGACGGAGAAAAAGGUUCUGGAAUCUCUUUGUUUCUACUGGGCUUCAGCAGUUCCGGCUGAAAUACUGUGAAACCAGAAACCAGUGUAAAACUUUGAUUCGCCAGUCAAGGGUAGCUUACGGAAUCCAGUUAGUUAAAAGUUCAUCAGGCUGCCCAAAAAGACUCUUCUCAUAUAUCAAGAGAAGAACACGUAAGCGUGAUGCUAUCCCACCUCUUAUGCUUGAAGAUGACCAGACAAACAUGGCUGAGGAUAACUUGACUAAGGCUGAGGCUUUGUCCAAGCACUUUAGUCAAGUAUUCUCUGAUAAUAUUAAUACCGGCUUUGUAACUUUUCCAGAAGGUAACGUAAAAAUGGCACCCUUAUACAUUGGAAAGGAUACUGUCCUAAAGUGGCUUCUAAGGCUCAAUCCUGGUAAGUCCAGUGGCCCUGAUGAACUCCACCCACGCAUAUUAACAGCAUUGGCUGAAAACAUAUCCGAGCCAUUGUCGGUAAUCUUCAAUAUGUCUCUGGACCAGUCUAAAUGUCCAAGAGACUGAAAAGAUGCCAUCAUUAGUCCGGUCUUCAAAACCGGAUCUAGAAACUUAGUUCAGAACUAUCGUCCUGUUAGUUUGACCAGUAUUGUUGUUAAACUGCUAGAAAGAAUAAUUCGUGAUGCUGUCAUUCAGCUCAUUGAAGGGAACAAACUUUUCGCUGUGGAACAGCAUGGUUCUAGAGCAGGUCAUUCUUGCUUGACCAACCUUCUUUUGGCCAGAGAAAGUCGGGCAAGCUCAGCUGCUGCUAAUAUACCGGUGGAUGCCAUAUUCAUCG